This is a messenger RNA of Saccostrea cuccullata (small rock oyster), 4995 nucleotides long. RefSeq lists its product as uncharacterized. The transcript has 26 exons. The coding region runs from base 585 to 4751 and encodes 1388 amino acids. NCBI's taxonomy places the organism in Eukaryota, Metazoa, Mollusca, Bivalvia, Ostreida, Ostreidae. Gene Ontology annotation, biological process: cell-matrix adhesion. The record is from RefSeq and is a predicted model, not a curated record. Gene Ontology annotation, cellular component: cell surface.
GUUAUAUGCCUGUUAAUCAUCCUAUGAACCAUUUUGAACAACAUAUGAAAAAGGCUAAGUGUCUCAUUUUUACAUACUGUACUACUUUUGGACGUUGAAGAUAAAUAAGUGGAGGGGACUCUGUGUAGAGAUUGAUUUAAAUCAGGGUGAUGCGGAAUACAAACACAAAAGUGAAAUAUCAAUAAAUUGUUUAUUCAUACGACAAUAAAACUAGUCAUAGUUUUUACUAAGGUACUUUUAUAUAAGUUAUUUCAAAAAUCUGAAAGGUCAUAGAAUAAAACGGCGAGAAGUUAUUAAACUGAAUAGCUGUACAAAUCCAUGCUGUCUACAACCUCCCAGAUGUUAAGACACACAACAAAAUACACCGCCUCAGACCAGUUCCCCUGAUUUUCCAACUCUUACCGCUCCAUUGGCGCAGUUGCCGAUUGCAUUAAACAUCAGACCUAUAUACAAGUGUAUAUAUACCUACCCUGAAUCAUGACUAGAAGAUUAAGAGAUUGGGUAUAUAUAUCGAUCACCGAGGACUGUUCUGGCAAUAGACGCUGUGCGUUCACACGGGCACCUGCUGGACGGGAGUCGCAAUCAUGAAGACCGUUACAUCACUGAUCCUCCUCGUUUGCUGUUGGUCUAUGGCAAUGGUCCAUGGACAAAAGGGGCCCACAUUACCGGGCAUGACCAAGCCGCCAUCAACUGGAAAGACCGGGUCUUCUGGGUUCGUAGGAGGCUUUACCCGUCCAUCCGGGUCCGUAGGAGGCUUUACCAUGCCAGGAAUGACCCGACCUUCUGGGUCCGUAGGAGGGUUUACCCGUCCUUCUGGGUCCAUAGGAGGUUUUACCCGUCCUUCUGGGUCCGUAGGAGGCUUUACUCGUCCUUCCAUGCCAGGAAUGACCCGUCCUUCUGGGUCCGUAGGAGGGUUUACCCGUCCUUCUGGGUCCAUAGGAGGUUUUACCCGUCCUUCUGGGUCUGUAGGAGGCUUUACUCGUCCUUCCAUGCCAGGAAUGACCCGUCCUUCUGGGUCCAUAGGAGGCUUUACUCGUCCUUCUGGGUCCGUAGGAGGUUUUACCCGUCCUUCUGGGUCCGUAGGAGGCUUUACUCGUCCUUCUGGGUCCGUAGGAGGUUUUACCCGUCCUUCUAUGCCAGGAGGAAUGACUCUUCCCUCCAUGGGCACUGGAAUUGGCGGGUUUACCCUUCCACCAAAACCCAAAAUAGACUUCCGUUGUCCGAAAGAAUGUCCAGUUUGUCAAACAUUGAAGAAUCCCCUGUCAAAGCCCUGUACAGCUGUAGACGAGUUUGGGGACAUUAAAGCAGAUUUUGAAAAUAAAUUGAACAGCAAACGGAAGGAUAUUCUCCAAGAAAUCAAGGAUUUAGGCACAUUCAAAGCUAACAUGGAUUCGCGUACGUGCAAUGGAAUGAUUAAACAUAUUGACAUAUAUGGCAAGAUGGACAGAAAUACCAGGGAUAAACUGAAGAAUUUCAUGCAAGACCCAUCCUCUGUCAGCUCUGACGACAUGAAGAAGUUCCCCAAAGAAGUCUUCUCCUCCCUCAACGACAAGAAUGGCACUUUCGUGUUCCAAAACAUGGACGCCAGGCAAAAAGUGGAGCUUUGUAAGGAUGUCAGGUAUAUGGACUGCAUGACCAGAUCGGAGAUUACCAAAAAGAUCAACUGCGCACGCGCAUUAGUUGAUGGUGGGAAAUCCAUUAGCAAACAAGACGCCAAGAGCAUGAUGGACGUUAGAAGUUGUUCAAAUUGGGACAGGGAAAAGUGGAACCUUACUCUCCAAAACUUUCCGGAAAUUCUCAAAGCCGAUUGUCUUAAAGCUGCUCCUACAGACCUUCUAAUGGACAACAUGGAUGUGAUGAGCGGGAAAUGUAAUGACUUCAGUAAGCGGGACAUUCAGGUCUUCGCCAAUAUAACUAGUGAAAAAAUCAAGGAGAAGAAAAACAGAGGUCAAAUGCAACAGAAAGAAAAGAAUGACUGGGUCAACCUUCUCUCCAAAUGUGGCGCGGAUCCAUCAUUUUUCAAAGAUGUUUUAGAUCCUAAAGAGACAUUGAGAACUGCUGAUUUGAGCAAAGCAUCAAGGGCAGAAAAAAUCAAGUUUGUAGAAGAUGCUUUGAAAACCGUGAGACCCUCUGAAUUCUCCAAGGACGAAAUUGCAAAUGCUGUUGGAGCUCUGGCUAAUGACCGAAAGGUACUCCGACAAAUGAACGCCUCGGCAAUCGAGGGAGCGGCCUGUGACGUAUGCAGUAAGGCCGACGAAAUUGACAAAUCCGACUUAAGGAAGUUUUCUGAGGUUGUGAUGGAACAGCCAUCUUUCAGAGAUCCCUCUGCCUUUGACCAGUCCACUAUCGCCUGUAUGGGAUGCAUGAUGCCUUACAUGAAGAAAAGCUCUUUUGAUAACAUCCCUGAAUCUGCUUUGCGGUCUGCCCUUACUUCCGGCAAUGUGAAGGAAAUGAAGAUGACUUCCAAAAAAAUGGGAAAGAAAGUUCUGGAAAAUGCCUUGACAGCUUUUAACAAACCAAACGGCAGAUUCUCUGACGCUGAUUUGAAAAAGAUGAAGGGAGCCCUAGGAUGUUUUGAACCAGCUGACAUUGACAAGAUUCCGGACGCCUCCUUCACAGCUGAUGUUCUGACCGACUUUGAGUCAGCCUUCUCCGCAGACGACAGGCCCAAAAAGUCCCUCAAAAUGAAACUUGUCGACAAAGUCAAAAAGCAGUCUGGUGGAAUAGCUAAGUUGGUUGCCAAUGGUUUGGGUAAAGAAUUGUCAACUGCCGAUUUGGAAGACGCCCCCAUCUCAAGCUUCCCAGAUCUUACUGGGGAUAACGGCGAGAGUACAAUCAAGUGCAACAAGAAACAGGCCCGAGUUUACAUGAAGAAAGUGAAGAGCGUCCUUGGAGACAUUAACGGUACCGACUCUAAUUUCACCCUGAUGAGACUGGCCAACAUGAAGCCAUUCCUUAGCGGACUGGAGGAUAAGGAUAUGAAGAAUAUCGAACAAGACGGAACAUUCUCCGACAAAAUCCACACCAUCGCCAAGGCCCCCGAAAUGUCACGUGAACAGUUGAAGACACUGACUGACUUGUACAAAUCUUACUCAAAAAUCGAAUCCACAGACGAAUCAACGUUCUCCUCCUCCAUCGACAGCAACACAGUCGAUAACAUGGCGCCCGAGAUUCUCGCCAAGUUGAGUAAAGCCGAGUUGAAGAAGUUCGGUACAAGCAACUGUGACGCCAUUGUUCAACGUUUGGCAGAAGCAGACGACAAAAGAUUGACAAAGGACGAGAUCAAAGAAAAGUUUGAGUUCAUUAAGGAAUGCAAGGGAAAGACUACCGGAACUUUGACCUCUGAUGACCUCUCAGAGGCGGGAAACAUGGUAGGUGGUCUUUCUUCGUCUGAUGCUGACAGAAUGGAUGCCGAUGCACUUGAAAAAAUGGGACCUACUCUUCAGAAAUGCAACUUAGAAUCCGCCACCAGGAAAAAGAUUGCCUCAAAUAUGAUCAGCAAAAUGUCCUUGACAGACACAAGCCAGAUUACGUCAUCUGGGUUCAUGGUUCUCGGAAACUUUAUGACAGAACUCACCGACACCCAAUUGGCAUCUAUGAAUAAGGAAACAGUGAAUGAUGCAACAGAUAAGAUCAUGGAGUCCUUCAAGGAGAACGAGGACAAGAGGAAAGAGAGGAAGAAGAACGCAGUGUCCAAGGAAUCCGAAUCCACAGAAGAUGACAGCUUCAAGGCUGGCAAGAAGAGGAUGGUGAAGUUUAUUGUCGGCGUAAAGGAGAGCUUAGGCGGACAGCAGGCGUCUGGACGUAGGAGGCGAUCUACAACUCCUUUGACAUGCACGGAUUUGACAGCUAUCGGAACAAGCGGAUUAUCAGCCCUGUCUACAACACAGAUCAGCAACAUUCAGGAUCAGGACUUUAAGGACUGUGCUGAGCUGUUAGGAUCAGUCACAGACUGGUCUGACGCACAGAAGGAGGCUUUGGUGGCAGUGGCUAAAAGAUCAACAGUCUGGAAUACUCCGUCAACUUGGACCACCACUAAUGUUUAUUCCGCCGGAUCCUUCAUUGGCGGAUUGACUACCGCUGAGAUUGACAGCCUCUCCAUCAAUCUGGAUGCCAUAUCUCGAAUGGGAACUUUCAGUGAUUGGGUUGACAGCAAGAAACAAGCAGUAUUCAGUCGCUGGUUGGCCUAUGAAAAAUCGUCAAAUCCCGCCACCAUUACCUCCAGUGAGCUCCGAUCUCUUGGUCACAUGACCUGCGGUGCCAGCACGGGCCAUAUUGCUACUAUUCUCUCUUCAGUUUACAAGGCAUCUGCUGACACUGUUGGUGAGGUCACAACUUGCUCAGAAUUUCAGCUGCAGUCUUGGAUUGCGCAUGCCAAGACCGAGUACGGAACCUACACACAGUGGGACAGCGCCACUAUAUCCAGCGUGGGCAUUGUGAUGGGUGGUUUGACUGCCUCUGAGAUCUCAAGUCUAACGGAAACUCAAAUUGACAGUAUUUCCGCUUUUGACAUGUCCCAUAUCCCAGCCACAGCUUUUGCAGGUUUUAGCAGCACCCAGAUUUACACCUUUGACCCCGCCCAGGCCCAGGCCGUGACCGCGUCACAGAGGGCCGCCCUCAGCUCCUCCCAGCUCUCAGCCCUGUCCUCCGUAUCAGGAAUCAGCUACAGCAACACCGCAGCUGGUGCCCAGUGCUCUGUAUUCUUGGCUAUCCUGUUAGCUUCAUUGGCUCAGUUUAUCAACAUGGCAUAGACGCAAUCUUCCCUCUCUUUAGAUGUGAAAUUUAGCUGCUAUCAAAUAAAUGUUAGUUGUUAAACCAUUAAACUCGGCGGUUCUUAUUUGUUGUACAUGUAUAUAAUAUUUGGUGACGAACUUUUGGUCGUACUAUCGUUCUUGUUACAACAGAAGAAAAAUCUUGAGAAAGUGCUUAUUUUUUUAUAUAUACCUCUUGUUAGAUACUUUUAUUUAAAUUUUAUAUUAAAUACUUUUCUAGAAA